This is a messenger RNA of Habropoda laboriosa, 3945 nucleotides long. It is a transcript of the gene wwk, whose product is annotated as anoctamin-8. The record is from RefSeq and is a predicted model, not a curated record. The coding region runs from base 217 to 3597 and encodes 1126 amino acids. The transcript has 17 exons. Lineage: Eukaryota; Metazoa; Arthropoda; Insecta; Hymenoptera; Apidae. Gene Ontology annotation, biological process: chloride transmembrane transport. Gene Ontology annotation, cellular component: plasma membrane. Gene Ontology annotation, molecular function: chloride channel activity.
UCGCCAAACCUUUGAGAAAAUUGCUCCCAUGUCAAUGCGCCGCGAGGGUGGCGCCACGGCGCGGCCAGCGCCGCGAAACGCUGCAGUGGUGUCGAAGGGCGAAGAGAGUCCGCGACUGUAAAGAAGCGAGUAGAGAGGUUGCAUAGAGGGAGCGAGUUCAGUUCAGGCGCAAAGGUCCUCGGUUAAGGACGCGACGGUCCUGCUAAUCGGGACACUAUGCCAGGCGGCGAGGGGUCCCCGAUCAAUCUCCUCGACCACCAUGCAUCGACCACCUCCGGCGAGUGCGCGAACAGUGAUGAAGAUGAGAGGACAACGGGCACCGUUUCCAGCACGAUGACGAACGUCCUCGCGGGCGAAGGUCUGAGACGGAGGAAGGUCAUACACGCGGCCAAAGAAACCCUCGACAAGGCGUCACGCCUGCUCAGGCGGAAGAUACCAUGUACAGGCCACCUGAUGACCCCCCGCCGCCUUUGGAUACAAAAGGUUCCAACUCAGGAAUGCGACGUCGUGAUGAUGUUCCCAAGCGGAACGAGCGACGAAACCCUGAUGUGGCUUCUAGGCAGACUUCGGGCUGGAACCCCGGGCCUAGUGGUGCACGUACGGCACCAUGCCUCGUCAGAUAGUUACGGGUUUUACUUAACAGCCCCUUUCAGCGUACUGUUGAAAGCCGCCGAAGAGGUGCAUUUGCCGAAAACUCUGCGACAAGAGUACGGCGGAGGACAGAAGGAGUUCAUGGGCUCUGAAGCGAACUGCUUCGAAGGCAGCGACGACGAAACUCGAUUCUUCACCACUCAGGAGAGGCAGUCGUUGGUCCUGCACCUGCUGCACACACUUAGGGCAGGUCCAGAAGAUCUUCACAGUCUAUCUGGUCUGAAGAUGGUCGAGGGUCAAGCUAUCAUUCCAAAGUGCAUUUCUGCUGGGAUCAUCUCCCAGGUCUUCCCUCUUCACGAAUUGCCUGCGUUGGAGAAGCUGCAGCGGACAUGGGUCCGCGCGUUCCUCAGCCCCCAACCCUUGGACGACAUUUGUAAAUACUUCGGUGUCAAGAUUACCAUGUACUUCGCGUGGCUCGGUCAUUACACCACCGCUUUGAUCGUUCCAGCUGCAGUGGGUGCCAUAUACUGGGUGGGCAUCAUCGGUAGGAAUCAAGCGGUGGAAGACGUAGCGUAUGUACUGUUCUCCGUCUUCAACGUAAUCUGGGCCACCGUUUAUCUAGAAACGUGGAAAAGAAGGGGUGCCGAAUUGGCCUACAGGUGGGGCACGUUGGAUCAAAGGGAUGACCUACUUCUCGAGCCUAGACCCUUGUUCACGGGCACCUUGGAGACCUCGCCUGUGACCGGAAGACUGGAGCCAACCUAUCCUAGAUGGAAGAGGAACAUGUUCCGGUAUUUCGUCAGCGUACCGGUGAUCGCCGCGUGCUUAUUCUUCGUUUUCAUCGUGAUGAUACUCAGCUUUCAGAUACAGGAUUGGUGGGAUGCUCGGCUAGAGUCGAGGGGUUAUGGGUUCUGGCUGAGCUACGUGCCAAAAGUUCUACUCGCAGUGGUGAUAGCGUUAAUGGACGAGGCGUAUUUCAAAGUCGCCGUAUGGUUGAACGAUAUGGAAAACUAUCGGCUAGACACAGAGUACGAGAAUCAUCUGAUCUACAAGGUGGCACUGUUUCAGUUUGUAAACUCCUUCCUAUCGCUAUUUUACAUCGCCUUCUACCUACAGGAUCAAGAGAGGCUCAAAGAGCAACUGGCCGCUCUGCUGAUAGCCCGCCAAGUGAUUGGCAACCUGAAAGAGUCUGCUGUGCCGUAUCUGAUCGAGCAACUGCGAUUGGCUCGUCUAAGCUUCGAGCUGUUCGGCGCUUUGAGCCCGAGCGAGGAUAGGCCGCCACCUGGCGAAGAGAACGAGAACCAAAAGGAAUCGGAGGAUAAGAGCGAACGAUCCGAGGGCGGGAAAGGAAAACAGCCGCGAAACGUCAGCCAAGCUGAGCUGGAGAGUUCCCUCUACAGAGUAGGGCAUCCCACUAAUUCUCUACUUAGUGACGUUACGUUCAAGAUAUCGAGCAAAAAGUACGACGGGGCGUUUUCAGAACAUCUGGAAAUGUUGUCACAGCUGGGAUACGUGUGCCUGUUCUCUUCAGCUUUUCCUCUGGCUGCCAUGGCGGCAUUGCUUGGAAACCUUCUUGAGCUACGAGGUGAUGCCUUCAAGCUGUGUUUUGUGCUCCAGCGGCCGUUUGGUCGAAGAGUUUCCAACAUUGGAACCUGGCAAAAUGCCAUGGAGGCAAUGGGAUUGGUCGCCAUCUUGGUGAACUGCGCCUUAAUAGGUUUGAGCGGGCAGGUACAAAGAAUGUUCCCUGAAAUGUCAGCUACUCAGACGAUUCUUCUGAUAGUUGCUCUCGAACACAUCAUGCUUGGUAUAAGAUUCAUAAUAAUCUGUGCAAUUCCCGAUAUUCCACAUUGGGUGGCCACAGAAAUGGCAAAGGUUGAGUUCUUGAGACGAGAGGCGGUCAGAAGGUUGUCGUCCACACCAUCACCGGAACAACAACCGGCCACAGUGAUAGGGAGAUUCGUGGUGAGUCCAGCAGACGGAGAGAGCGAAGAACAACAGCUGCUAUCCGAUCGUACCGGAGACGCAACCUCCUCCAGUCUUCCGGAUACACCAACUCUGGGAUCAACCACGCAGACACCUAGUAGCCCACCGACACCAAGCGCAGCUUCAGUGCCAAGAAUCUCUGAAACUCCUUCCGAGGCUCAGACACCUAUUAGCGCAGGCAGCAGUGACACAGGCAUCCCCUUCCUAACCGAGAACAACAUGGGCAGCGUACGAGACAUCCACAAUUCGCCUAGGUGCUCUAUUCCUGGUGGAGAACGAGGAAGACGUUCAAGAGAGUGGCUCCAGACCGAAUCAGAAGCAACAGGCGGAACAGAUCACUACAGUCAUCAUCUAACUAUCGGACCUCAUGGAGGUGUGGACUGGGUUCGAAGAUUGGGACUCGAAGCGGGCGGACGAAAGUCCAGCGACUCUGAGAUCAGUGGAGCUGGUGUCAGUGGCAGUGGAGAUGAACUGACUCUCCAUAGGUCCACUGACUGUAUCGUUUCCAAGGACCUUGCCUCGUCCUCAGACAGUGACCUCCUUAGAUCCGCCCCUCCGUGGACAGUAGCUCAUAGGAAUCAGAAGUUCCGGUUCUCCCCUGAGAGAGAAAGAGAACGAGAGAAGGCUGAAAGGCAACAGUAUCAACAACAUCAACGCGAGACUCUGGAACAAAAACAACAGUCGUCGUCCGAGAAGGAGAAGGACUCAAGCGGUCUUUCAGAUUCAAGCAAGACGAUCUCUAGUCAAGAGGAGGAGAAACCGUGGAAGGAGGAACGGGAGGCGAAGAAAACCAGGGUGAAACAGAGCCUGAUGAAGAGAGCCAGGUCAGUGGCAAUCUUCUCGCUAAAGUUGAAAGAACGAAGGGCGAGAGAAGCGCAACUGAAAGCGAAAGAGGCGGAGAAGGAGGCCAGGUGGCAGCAGCCGCCGUCAUGCGUUGGUGGCGAGCUCUCUUGCAUCCCCAUAGAAAAGCUUAUAUCCGUGGACGACAUCGCAGCCAUGGAAUUACGCAGACUUAAUCAUUAGCCGCUUAAACGUUUCACCUUUCGUUUUACACGCUACGUAGAAACGUUCAUCUGCGCCGGUGAUACUCGCUACGGAACGCAAAUGAAAGUUAUGUAUGGUCGUUUCGCGAUGCUCGAUCUCUUGAAUCGCGCAGAAUCUGUCAGGCCAUAUCAACAACGGAUACAACAGAUAAACGAGAUUCUGCGGAUUAACUUAUGUUUGAAAGUCAUUGAAAAAGGAAAAUUAACGCACAGAGAGAAAAGAGAGAAAAUUAGGAAGUGAGACGAAGAACAGAAGGGGGAAAAGAAUACGAAUAUCAUUAUUCCUACAAUGAACACCUCUUUUAUAUUAUUUUUUAUACGUUUCUUU